Molecule: messenger RNA, 1110 nt
Organism: Gracilinanus agilis (Agile Gracile Mouse Opossum)
Lineage: Eukaryota; Metazoa; Chordata; Mammalia; Didelphimorphia; Didelphidae
Gene: TMEM255A
Product: transmembrane protein 255A
Exons: 10
Coding region: 1-1110 (369 amino acids)
Source: RefSeq, a predicted model, not a curated record
AUGACAGUGGUUGGCUUCAUCAAGAAUAAGUUCUGCAUGAAGAAUAUCGAAAUAUGUAUUAUGUGGAAGUACAUGUAUGACUUAUACAGCUUCCUGACUCCAGGAGCAUUUUUCUGUGUCUCCUUAGGUACCUUCAACCGAAGGAAACGGAAUUCCCUUUAUGUCACCGUGACGCUGCUCAUCGUGUCAGUGUUGAUCUUGACUGUGGGUCUGGCUGCCACCACCAGGACCCAGAAUGUCACUGUUGGAGGGUACUACCCUGGAGUUAUCCUUGGAUUUGGAUCAUUUCUCGGAAUCAUCGGCUCAAACUUAAUUGAAAAUAAAAGGCAAAUGUUGGUAGCCUCCAUUGUCUUCAUCAGUUUUGGUGUGAUUGCUGCUUUCUGCUGUGCUAUUGUGGAUGGCGUGUUUGCAGCCCGGCAUAUCGAUCUGAAACCUCUUUAUGCAAACCGUUGUCACUACUAUUCCAAGACAUCCCAGAAGGAGGCUGAGGAGGUGAUCUGCCUCCCUGCAAACCAAGGCUAUUGUAAAUCCCGAAUUCGAGGCAAUACUUGCUUCUGCUGUGACCUCUACAACUGUGGCAACUCCCCCAGCACUAUUCCUGGAAAGAAGUCCAAGAAGAAAAAUGUCGGGAGAAAAACAACCAGCCGAGUGGAGAUCACUGGAGGUUACUAUGAAUACAUUGAUGUUAGCAGUUGCCAGGAUAUCAUUCAUCUGUAUCACUUGCUCUGGUCAGCCACCAUUUUGAAUAUUGUGGGACUAUUCUUGGGAAUCAUCACUGCAGCCAUCCUUGGAAGCUUUAAAGAUAUGACUCCAAACAUUCAACCUAUGGACUUAUCAGUGGAGAGUGCACAUCCAACAGUUUCCUAUUACUCACGUCCAGAAAUACCUGCGUACAAUGCCUACUACCAUACUUCGCCUGAUCUACCACCAUAUUCACCUUACGAUUUCCAGCAUCCCAGUGUCUUUCCGGGCUCGAAUCCACCUGCUGUUUCUGAGGAGCCCCAAUCCAACUCUCCUUCUCCGAGCUACAUGUGGUCCUCCAGUGAGCCACCACAGUACUCCCCACCGUAUUACUCGCCUUUUGAGAAGCCACCUCCAUAUAGCCCAUGA